AGAUGGCGCCCCCCCGGAGGACCCCUCGCUGCUCUUCCCGGACCUAGACCAGCAGCUGCAGCCUCUGCCGCCCCGACAUGACUCCCUGGAGUCCAUGCAGGUCUUCAAGCAGCACUGCCAGAUCGCCGAGGAGUACCACGAGGUCCGCAAGGAGAUCGCGCUGCUCGAGGAGCGGAAGCAGGAGCUCCUUGCCAAGCUGGCGCAGGCGGAGGAGGAGAAGGGGGAUGCCGCCCAGCUGGCCCGCGAGUUCGAGGCGCUGACGGAGGAGAACCGCACCUUGAAGCUGGCGCAGUCCCAGUGCGUGGAGCAGCUGGAGAAACUCCGCAUCCAGUACCAGAAGCGGCAGGGCUCGUCCUGGGGCAGGUCCCCCCCCCCCCCC
Molecule: messenger RNA, 379 nt
Organism: Myotis davidii
Lineage: Eukaryota; Metazoa; Chordata; Mammalia; Chiroptera; Vespertilionidae
Gene: MAP3K7CL
Product: MAP3K7 C-terminal like
Exons: 3
Cellular component (GO): cytosol; nucleus
Source: RefSeq, a predicted model, not a curated record